CUGAAAAAAAUCUACACACAAAAUGAUAAAAUAGGUAUUUUAUUCUACACAAAGACGAGAGAAGCGGACAAACCCACUGCUUUUCCCAGCUUUCCUUCGUUACUCUUUCAUUACAAUAAUAACAGUAAUAUAUUAUUUUUUAUUUUUAGAUUAACACUUCACCAUUCCUUUAGAGGGUACUGGAUAAGAUAGAUAGAUAGAUAGAUGCUUACAACUUUCAAAUUAAGUAAAGGUCUGUUUGUGUGUGUGAAUUUGGACGUGUUGUUUGAAUUCAUUAGUUUGUAGAAUUUGAGAAAUAACGUCUGAUCUUGGAUUCUGGGUGCAAUCUAUUUGAGGAAGAAAUGGCGAAUUCGGGAUUGUUUUCAGCAACGAAGUCAUUGAAAUCUGUGAAACUCAAGUUUAGAAUUCCGUAUUACACGGAAUGGGGCCAAAGCCUGGUUGUUUGUGGCUCCGAACCGAUGCUUGGUUCAUGGAACGUUAAGAAAGGGUUGUUGCUGAGUCCUGUUCAUCAAGGUGAUGAGCUCAUUUGGACUGCAACGAUUGCCGUGCCAUGUCACUUCAGUUGCGACUACUGUUAUUAUGUGGUGGAUGAUGCCAAAAAUGUACUGAGAUGGGAGAUGGGAAACAAGCGUAACUUGUCAUUACCUCAUCUGCUUCAGGAGGGUCACACUCUCGAGCUUCAUGAUCUUUGGCAGACUGGUGGUGAUGCCCUUCCUUUCUGUAGCGCCUUUAAAGAUGUCAUAUUUUGCAAAAAUUCUACCUUGAAUAUUGAUAGGCCAGAAGCAAUCAUUCAGGACAAACUGGUUCAAGAAGAGUCAGUCCUUGUACGUUUCAAAAUCUGCUGUCCAAAUGUAGAAGAAGGCUCAUCGGUGUAUGUGAUUGGUAGCGCUACAAAGUUGGGGCAUUGGAAGGUUCAGGAUGGACUUAAGUUGCACUAUACUGGCGAAUAUAUCUGGGAAGCAUACUGUGCAAUUCCCAGGGGUGAUUUUCCAAUAAAAUAUAAGUACUGUAAAUAUGGCAAGAACGGAUUAUUUUCUUUGGAAAUUGGUUCAACAAGGGAGCUCUCUUUCGAUUCCUUUAAAAGUCAAUCGCAAUAUAUUUUCCUUUCAGACGGCAUGUUGAGGGAAAUGCCCUGGCGAGGUGCUGGUGUUGCUAUUCCCAUGUUCUCUGUCCGGUCAGAAGUUGAUCUUGGUGUUGGAGAAUUCCUUGACUUGAAGUUACUUGUUGACUGGGCAGUGGAGUCUGGAUUCCAUUUAGUUCAGCUUCUACCAAUUAAUGAUACAUCCGUACACGGGAUGUGGUGGGAUUCAUAUCCAUACAGCUCAUUGUCCGUAUUUGCAUUGCAUCCAUUAUACCUGAGAGUACAAGCCCUCUCAGAAAAUAUGCCAGAGGAUAUCAAGAACGAGAUUAGAAAUGCCAAAGAACACCUAGAUGGAAAGGAUGUUGAUUAUGAGGCUACAAUGGCUACAAAACUUUCAAUUGCCAAGAAAGUCUUCAUCCAAGAAAAGGAUUUUAUACUCAACUCCAGUUCCUUUCAUAAAUUUUUUUCUGAGAAUAAGGAUUGGUUAGAACCAUAUGCGGCUUUCUGUUUUUUGCGGGACUUUUUUGAAACAUCAGAUCACAGUCAGUGGGGUCGUUUUUCUACUUAUUCUAAGGGCAAGCUUGAGAAACUUGUCUCGAAAGAUACUUUGCACUAUGAUACAAUUUGCUUUCAUUAUUACAUCCAGUUCCACUUACAUUUGCAGCUGUCAGAAGCUGCAGAAUAUGCAAGAACUAAAGGGGUAGUUUUGAAAGGAGACCUACCAAUUGGUGUUGACAGGAACAGUGUUGAUACCUGGGUCUAUCCAAAUUUGUUCCGCAUGAACACCUCUACCGGGGCACCUCCAGAUUGCUUUGACCAAAAUGGCCAGAAUUGGGGCUUUCCCACUUAUAACUGGGAGGGAAUGUCAAAAGACAACUAUGGUUGGUGGCGUGCUCGCCUAACACAGAUGGGAAAGUACUUUACGGCUUAUAGAAUAGAUCAUAUAUUAGGCUUCUUUAGAAUUUGGGAACUCCCGGACCAUGCUAUGACUGGUCUAAUUGGAAAAUUCCGACCAUCUAUCCCCCUGAGCCAGGAAGAACUUGAAAGAGAGGGUAUUUGGGACUUUGACCGCUUGACUCGUCCAUAUGUUCGAAAAGAAUUUUUACAGGAAAAAUUUGGAGAUUCUUGGACUUUGAUUGCUACAACUUUUUUGAACGAGUAUCUGGACCGUUAUGAGUUCAAGGAGGACUGCAACACAGAGAAAAAGAUUGCUGCCAAGCUGAAGUCAUGUGCAGAAAGGUCCUUGUUGCCAGAGAGUGAAGACAAGAUACGUAGUGAUCUAUUUGAUCUUCUAAAGAGCAUUGUUCUUAUCAGAGAUCCAGACCAUGCAAGAAGUUUUUAUCCCCGUUUUAAUCUUGAAGAUACUCCAAGUUUUAGAGAUCUGGAUGAUCACAGCAAAAAUGUUCUGAAAAGAUUGUACUAUGACUACUAUUUCCAUCGGCAAGAAAAGUUGUGGCGGCAAAAUGCUUUGAAGACCCUCCCCGUGCUCCUAAAUUCAUCCGAUAUGCUAGCUUGUGGGGAAGAUCUGGGCCUUAUUCCCGCAUGUGUUCAUCCUGUUAUGCAAGAACUGGGCCUUAUUGGCUUGCGUAUUCAACGUAUGCCCAGUGAACCAGAUCUUGAAUUUGGUAUUCCUUCUCAGUACAGCUACAUGACAGUGUGUGCUCCAUCAUGUCAUGACUGCUCCACCCUGCGUGCCUGGUGGGAAGAAGAUGAAGAGAGACGGCACCGGUUUUUCAAAUCUGUGAUGGGGUCUGAUGCACUACCUCCAAGUCGAUGUGUUCCAGACGUGGCAUAUUUCAUCAUAAGGCAACAGGUUGAAUCUCCAUCAAUGUGGGCAAUUUUCCCCCUUCAGGAUUUGUUAGCGCUUAAAGAAGAGUACAUGACUCGCCCUCCAACAGAGGAGACAAUAAAUGACCCUACAAAUCCAAAGCACUAUUGGAGAUACCGUGUACAUGUUACAAUGGAGUCCUUGAUGAAGGAUGAAGAGCUUAAAGCAACCAUCAAAGGUCUCAUAUUCAGUAGCGGGAGAUCGUAUCCUCCUCCUGGAGAAGCUGAAAAGCAAUUGAUUCAAGAAACAGCAGCGAUAGCUUUGGAGAAGCAGCAGCAUGUUGAUGCUCCAGAAAUGAUUCGUAAUGGAGUUUCACGGAAAGAGAGCGUUGGUGUCAUGUAAGCCCUAUAAAUAGUACGAGUAUAGACUUGAAUGAUUCGUAAUGGAGUUUGGCAGAAAGAAUUAAACCCUGCCUGGGCUGCUAGGCCCUUCACAGUAGAGGCUGUUCUUGUGGAAAGCUCUUUACUUGGGAAUCCCAGGUUUUAAAACAACGAGGGAAACCUUGUGAACAGUGAGUGAGCAUUGUAGCUCACUUUUUAUUUUUAAUAGUAUUUACAGAGCAUAUUUUAAUCUUAGCUACUGCUUGUUAAAUAAAUUGCGAUGUUCAACAAUUCAAGUAAUUGAACUCAUGGAUGUUGCACCAGCCAAUUACAAUUGAUAAUUUGCAAGUGAUUCUAAUAAUAUUAAUUUUGGAUUUUGCCUA
Messenger RNA from Durio zibethinus, 3612 nucleotides. It is a transcript of the gene DPE2, whose product is annotated as disproportionating enzyme 2. Gene Ontology annotation, biological process: carbohydrate metabolic process. The record is from RefSeq and is a predicted model, not a curated record. Gene Ontology annotation, molecular function: starch binding; 4-alpha-glucanotransferase activity. Lineage: Eukaryota; Viridiplantae; Streptophyta; Magnoliopsida; Malvales; Malvaceae.